GAGGCGGGGGGGGUCAGGGGAGGUUGCGGGCGGCGCAGGCGCAGUGCGGCGGCCGAGUCAGUGUGUAUGUGAGACUCUGACGGGUUCAAAAUGGCGGCGGCGGCUCCUGUAAGAGGACAAAGGCGCAGGAGAGACCUGGAGGAAGAGGAGGAAGACAGCAGCCCUGGAGUGUCCUUCUCACUCUCUUCAGAAGAGUCAGAGAUGGAGCCAGAGGAAGAAAGGAUCCGUUACAGCCAAAGACUGCGUGGCACGAUGAGGCGACGUUAUGAGGAUGAUGGCAUUUCUGAUGACGAAAUUGAAGGGAAAAGGACGUUUGACCUUGAGGAAAAACUCUCCACCAACAAGUUUAACUCCACCUUCGUGGUCUUCAUGGAAGGCAAAGACUUCACAGUUGAAUACAUCCAGCGGGGUGGCCUGAGAGACCCUCUCAUUUUCAGGAGCUCCGAUGGCCUGGGGAUAAAGAUGCCAGAUCCGGACUUCAGUGUGAACGAUGUGCGGCUGUGUGUUGGGAGUCGGCGGAUGGUGGACGUCAUGGACGUGAACACACAGAGGGACAUUGAGAUGUCUAUGGCACAGUGGGCACGCUACUAUGAAACGCCUGAGGCUGAGCGGGAGAAACUGUACAAUGUCAUCAGCCUGGAAUUCAGCCACACCAAACUGGAGAACCUGGUGCAGAGACCUGCUACGGUGGAUUUGAUUGACUGGGUUGACAAUAUGUGGCCCAGACACCUGAAGGAGAGUCAGACAGAGUCUACAAAUGCUAUCCUGGAGAUGCAGUAUCCCAAGGUGCAGAAAUACUGUCUGAUGAGCGUCAAGGGCUGCUACACAGAUUUCCAUGUGGACUUCGGUGGUACUUCUGUGUGGUACCAUAUCCACCGAGGGGGAAAGAUCUUCUGGCUGAUCCCUCCUACACCCCAGAACCUGGAGCUCUAUGAAAACUGGCUUCUCUCAGGGAAGCAAGGAGACAUCUUUCUUGGGGACAGAGUGUCAGAGUGCCAGCGAAUUGAGCUCAAACAGGGCUACACAUUUGUCAUCCCCUCAGGUUGGAUCCAUGCUGUGUACACUCCCAUGGACACACUGGUUUUUGGAGGCAACUUCUUGCACAGCUUCAACAUCCCCAUGCAGCUCCGGAUCUACAGCAUUGAAGACCGCACACGGGUCCCAAAUAAGUUUCGUUAUCCCUUCUAUUAUGAGAUGUGUUGGUACGUGCUGGAGCGCUAUGUCUACUGCAUCACCAGCCGUUCGCAUCUGACCAAGGACUUCCAGAAGGAAUCACUCAGUAUGGAUAUGGAGCUGAGCUCUUCAGACUCAGUGAACAUGGAGGAAGAGGAGGAGGAGGAAGAGGAGGAGGAGGAGGAGGAGGAUGCAGGGAAGGAACCCAGGCGACCAGUCACGAGGCGGUCUGUUCUCACCAGCCCCGUAGCCAAUGGUGCCAAUGUGGACUAUGAUGAACUGGGCAGGAGCUGCCGGAGCAGCUUGCCUAGUCUGAAGAAGACCCCAUCUAUAGACUCUUCUGACUCCAGUCGGGGUUCCCAGAACGGCCAGGCCUGGGACCCACAUGGUGGUAGCCCAAACAAAAGCAGGAAGGUUCACCUGACGCAGUUUGAGCUGGAGGGGCUGCGCUGCCUCGUGGACAAACUGGAGUCACUCCCUCUGCACAAGAAGUGUGUCCCCACCGGCAUUGAGGAUGAGGAUGCACUCAUCGCUGAUGUCAAGUUGCUGCUAGAAGAAUACGCGAACAGCGACCCCAAACUGGCACUUACAGGCAUCCCUAUCGUCCAGUGGCCCAAGAGAGAUAAGCUAAAGCUGCAGGCCCGGCUGAGGGUCCGUCUGCCCACCAUACCCAUCACCAAGCCUCACACCAUGAAGCCGACCCCCCGCCCAACACCCGUCAGGCCCACGGUCUCUCCCAUCGUGUCAGGAGCCAGGCGGAGGCGGGUGAGGUGCCGGAAAUGCAAGGCUUGCAUGCAGGGCGAGUGUGGCAUGUGCCACUAUUGCAGGGACAUGAAGAAGUUUGGUGGGCCUGGUCGUAUGAAGCAGUCCUGCGUCCUCCGACAGUGCUUAGCGCCUAGGCUGCCUCACUCGGUCACUUGUGCACUUUGUGGGGAGGUGGAUCAGAAUGAAGACUCACAGGACUUCGAGAAGAAGCUCAUGGAGUGCUGCAUCUGCAAUGAGAUCGUUCACCCUGGCUGUCUGCAGAUGGAUGGGGAAGGUCUGCUCAAUGAUGAGCUUCCCAACUGCUGGGAGUGUCCUAAGUGCUACCAGGGUGACGACGCGGAGAAGGGCCAGAAGCGGAAGGUGGAAGAGAGCGAUGAUGACACAGCACAAGCCAAGGUGCUGCGGCCUCUGCGGAGUUGUGAAGAGCCCCUGACCCCCCCACCCAACUCACCCACCCCCAUGCUGCAGCUGAUCCAUGACCCAGCAUCACCACGAGGCGUGGUGACACGCUCAUCCCCCGGAGCCGGUCCCAGCGACCACCACAGCGCCAGCAGGGAUGAGCGCUUCAAGCGACGGCAGCUGCUGAGGCUCCAGGCUACUGAGCGAACCAUGGUGCGGGAGAAAGAGAACAAUCCCAGCGGCAAGAAGGAGUUGUCAGAGGUGGAGAAGGCCAAGCUGCAUGGCUCCUACCUCACUGUGACGCUGCAGCGCCCCACCAAAGACGUCCAUGGCACUUCCAUUGUCCCUAAGCUGCAAGCUAUCACAGCCUCCUCCACCAACCUACAGCAUUCUCCCCGUGUGGUUGUGCGCCACACACCAGCCCGGAUGCCCCAGCGGGGUGGGGGGGACGAGGAGGCAGCUGCAGAGGAGGAUGAGGAGGAAGAAGAGGAGGAUGACGAGAAUGCGGAGGAGGGGGGGGCAGCCCGGCUCAAUGGCAGAGGGGGCCGGGCACAGGAGGGCGAGGAAAGCUGGAUGCAGCGUGAGGUGUGGAUGUCCGUCUUCCGCUACCUUACUCGCAGGGAGCUCUGCGAGUGCAUGCGGGUGUGCAAGACCUGGUACAAAUGGUGCUGUGACAAGAGAUUGUGGACAAAGAUAGAUUUGAGCAGGUGCAAGUCCAUCACCCCUCAGGCACUGAGUGGUAUCAUCAAAAGACAGCCGGUCAGCCUCGACCUCAGUUGGACCAAUAUCUCCAAAAAGCAGCUCACAUGGCUUGUCAACAGGCUGCCAGGCCUGAAAGACCUCAUCUUAGCGGGCUGUUCCUGGUCUGCGGUCUGUGCUCUCAGUACCUCCAGCUGCCCCCUUCUCAGGACCCUCGAUCUUCGGUGGGCAGUAGGAAUCAAGGACCCUCAGAUCCGGGACUUGCUCACGCCUCCAACAGACAAACCCAGUCAGGACAAUCGCAGCAAACUCCGCAACAUGAUUGACUUCAGGCUAGCUGGCCUGGACAUCACUGACGCCACGCUGCGGCUCAUCAUCCGCCAUAUGCCCCUGCUCUCCCGCCUUGACCUCAGCCACUGCAACCAUCUUACGGACCAGUCAGCCAACCUCCUGACAGCUGUGGGCUCUUCCACACGCAACUCCCUCACGGAGCUCAACAUGGCAGGCUGCAAUAAGCUGACAGAUCAGGCCCUGCUGUACCUGCGACGUAUCUCCAAUGUCACUCUAAUCGACCUGCGAGGUUGCAAACAGAUCACCCGCAAAGCCUGUGAGCACUUCAUCUCGGACCUGUCCAUCAACAGCCUCUACUGCCUAUCUGAUGAGAAGCUGAUCCAAAAAAUCAGCUAGAGACCCCCUUUCCAGGCAGACUGAGGAGAAGGAAAAAAGCCCAUCCCACCCCUCUCGGAGAGCCGCUCCUCCGCAUUCCCACCCUGCCCUCCGUGUCCUGCUGCUGCCUCCCACACAACUCGGCAGGCAGGGCCACUGCUGGCCUCGUUCCGCCGUCCUUCCUCCUCCUCCCCCUGGGACUUCCACUGAUGAAGAUGUCCCACCAGGCUGGCCAGUACCAGAGGAGGAACAGGCAAAUGGCGGGGAGCCCCAUCUUGGAGGCUGGCCGCUCUUAAGGCGGAGGUUGUAAUGGAGAUCUCUGUGCAGAGAAGUGGGGCACCCUUUUCCCCCUGCUUUUCCCCUCCUCCCCAUCUCCUCCUUGCCUUGAAACACUUGUCACUUCCCUGUUAGCACAAGCUUGAGGGUAAAGGUCUCUCCAAGGAAGAAGGAGCAGAGCUGGAACAAAAUGUACCCCUUCAUGCAACCACCAGCUCAUUGCUUGCCCUGCUCUGUCAGUCCCGCCCCAUCCCCCCAAUGGUUUUCCUCAUCUGGCUGCAGGGGCUGUGAUCGAAUCCCCUCCUUCUCCCACUGCUCUUGUGCACCUGGGCGGCUCUUUCAGUGUUGAGGGCAGGAGCCCUGCAGCUGGGAUAUCCACAAGUUCUCCUGGCCACACAGCUAGCACGAGUGGGCCAGGAGCAGGGUGGCUUUGUGGCAUGUUUUUCCCCUUGCCGGGGAGACAAGGCUGGGGGAUGCUGCACUUUCAGCCAGCCUUCUCGGAGCAUCACGUGUCCCAGUGCACCCUGUGGCGAUGACCGGGGCUGGGCACCAACAGGGAGCAGGGGAGAAACCACAGGUACAUCAGAGCUCAGGGAGGACCCGGAAAGCAUCAGCUGGGGGUGAGUGAGCAAGUGGAGGGACAGGAGUUGACUCCUCUUCCUUCCCAGCUCCCUGCGCGUGGCAUAGCAUCAUGAAGCACUCUGGGGCUGCGACGGCCAGAAGGGCAAAGGCGGCUCUGUCUCUGCCCAGGUCUCUUUGACCUGGGAGCCUAACUGGCGUAAAUGCCCCACCCCACUGUCCUCUCCUUUCCCCCACCCCCUUUUAGCUGCCAUUUUUUCCUUUGCAAUGAAUGGUCGGUCCAAAGAACCUCUCUCUAGGGCAGCAGAGAGCUUUUUGCACUUUAAAAAAAAAACAAAAAAAAAACAAAAAAAUCAAAAAAAAAAGGCAAGAAAAGAAAAAAGGUUGGAAUCUUCUUUUGGGUCACUAUUUUAUUUCCCUCCCUGUUCUGCCUGUGACCAGAUGCUCCCCAUCUCUUCCCCAGUGUCCGAGCGCCUGGCAGCAACUGCACACCGUGCUCACCCCCAGCCUGGCCCGGCCCUCCCUCGCAAUGCAUACAGAUAGCACAAACCAGCCCACCGUGUGCCACUGGUUCCUGAGCCCCAGAGAAAGGACCGCUGAGGGGCUGGGAAGCCUCAGUGGAGGCCAGCCCAUGUGUCAUCUCGCUGCUUCUAAAGCAAUAAGGGAGGAGAGAGUGUCUGCAGCCCCUCUGGCUCUGCCAAGGGAUCUGGCACAGGAUUUAUGCCCAGGUGUUGGGCAAGAUGCCUUUGCUCUCCCAGGUCGAGGGGUUGGUCCGCGCUUUCUUCCUUCCCCAGCGAGAGCCUGCUCCAGCACUGCGAGGUGAAGGGAGAUACAAGUGUGAUGAUUUCUGCAGUGCCUCGGUACAUGGGAGUUUUGCUGCAAUGAAUCUGGAGGGCUUCGAGCAGAAAAUUACCCACAAGACUAAGAGCGAGAGUGCCAGCCCCUCCACUCAUGGCUGGGUGGUGGAAGCCUUCUGCCUUAGUCUCUCUUGGUGGCUCCUGUGAAAGACAGAAGAAAAAUCAAAGUUUUGAUGGGUUUUUUUUGUUUGUUUGUUUUUCUUUUUUUUCCUUUGGCUUGAUUUGAGUUUCACAACAAGAAAGAAAAAAGCUUGGGGUAAAGUUUAGCAGGAGCUGGGAAGGCAGCUGGCCUUGGGGCCUGUGCCAGCCCUGGGGCUUCCCUGGCUGGGCGGGCAUCAGGGGCUUCCUCCGGCAGGAAAACGAGCAUCUCCCUGUACUUACACACAUGUUCAGCACCGAGUGAAAGCAGCCCCUCACUACAGGGUGGCACGGGGAGGCAGGUGAGCUGAGCUGAGCUGGGGAGGGACAGGGUGCCUGGGGUGGUGAGCCUUCGGCUGGCUUCCAGCCAUCCCCUGCGGGUUCCCCCCCACCUCGUCUGGGGCUUCAGAGACUCGAAAUCGAAGUGCGACCCUUGUAACCACCUAACUGGCCACCUCAGCCCCUUUGGUGGGUGAGAGGUGAAACUUCACAAGGAAAGAAGAAGAAAAAAAAAAGAAUUAUAUAUAUAUAAAAAUCACUUAGUGAUUUAAAAACAACCCAGACUGCUCCCUAAAGACAACUCCUGCAAGAGAAGUCACUAUUGUUUAAGGGUUUGGUUGUGUUUUUGUUUCGUUUCAAUUCCCCCCUCCCUCCCCCCGGAGAAAUAUUGUAAAUAUAUAUUUUUUGUUGGCGAUUUAGAGUCCAUCUCUGAUGUUUGUGCUUUAAAAUUAAAUGUAAGCAUUAAGGGUAAAAGCAAA
This is a messenger RNA of Dromaius novaehollandiae (emu), 6310 nucleotides long. RefSeq names its product lysine demethylase 2A (gene KDM2A). NCBI's taxonomy places the organism in Eukaryota, Metazoa, Chordata, Aves, Casuariiformes, Dromaiidae. Gene Ontology annotation, molecular function: histone demethylase activity; transcription coregulator activity; DNA binding. Gene Ontology annotation, biological process: protein demethylation; regulation of transcription by RNA polymerase II. The record is from RefSeq and is a predicted model, not a curated record. The transcript is spliced from 22 exons. The coding region runs from base 91 to 3723 and encodes 1210 amino acids.